Molecule: messenger RNA, 3969 nt
Organism: Vespa crabro (European hornet)
Lineage: Eukaryota; Metazoa; Arthropoda; Insecta; Hymenoptera; Vespidae
Gene: msk
Product: importin-7
Exons: 19
Coding region: 114-3293 (1059 amino acids)
Biological process (GO): protein import into nucleus
Cellular component (GO): nuclear envelope; cytosol
Molecular function (GO): small GTPase binding
Source: RefSeq, a predicted model, not a curated record
UGUUUUGUCACGUGACAAGGUGGCAGUGAGGUGAAUGCGCCGGGUCAAAUUUAUGAAGAACGGUAAAAAAUUCACGCGUAUUAACUGACACAAUAGCUUAAAUAUUUACGAAAAUGGAUCUUCGUAAAUUAACAGAAUUAUUACGUGCUACUAUUGACCCUUCUCAACAAAAGCAAGCUGAAGAUCAAUUGAAUCAGAUUCACAAGAUUAUAGGUUUUGCUCCUACUCUUUUACAAGUAGUUAUGUCAGCUGAAGUUGACAUGCCUGUCCGGCAAGCCGGUGUUAUAUAUUUGAAAAAUUUAAUUACCACAAAUUGGGCUGACAGAGAAGCUGAAAAUGGACCUGUAGAAUUUAGUAUUCAUGAACAAGAUCGUGCUAUGAUACGUGAUGCAAUAGUGGAUGCUGUGGUUCAUGCACCUGAAUUGAUUAGAGUGCAACUAGCAGUAUGCAUUAGCAAUAUAGUAAAACAUGAUUUCCCUGGAAGAUGGACUCAAAUUGUUGAUAAAAUUACAAUAUAUCUUCAAAAUCCUGAUGCUUCUUGCUGGCCUGGUGUUCUCCUUGCAUUAUAUCAACUUGUCAAAAACUUUGAGUACAAGAAAGCAGAAGAAAGGGGACCAUUGAACGAAGCAAUGAAUUUACUUUUCCCUAUGAUUUACCAAUUGAUAUUACGUUUAUUGCCAGAUUCAUCUGAACAAUCAGUUUUACUUCAAACACAAAUUUUGAAAAUCUUUUUUGCACUUACUCAGUAUACGCUGCCUCUUGAUCUUAUAUCGAAAGAAGUGUUCUCCCAAUGGAUGGACAUAGUACGACAAGUAGCUGAUAGGCCUGUCCCACCAGAGACUAAUAAUCCUAAUUUAGACGACGAGGAACGUGUAGAACUUCCUUGGUGGAAAUGUAAAAAAUGGGCUUUACAUAUUCUUCAUAGAAUGUUUGAGAGAUAUGGUAGUCCUGGUAAUGUAACCAAAGAAUAUAAAGAAUUUUCAGAAUGGUAUCUUGAAACAUUUAGUGGUGGAAUUUUAGAAGUUCUUUUAAAGAUUUUGGAUCAAUACAGAAGAAAAAUCUUUGUCUCUCCUAGAGUGAUACAACAAUCAAUUAAUUAUAUUAACCAAGGUGUUAGUCAUGCUUUUUCUUGGAAGUUUUUGAAGCCUCAUAUGUUUGAGAUCAUUCGUGAUGUGCUAUUUCCUAUUCUUUCAUACUCUGCUACUGAUGAGGAAUUAUGGAAUAACGAUCCAUAUGAAUACAUAAGAGUCAAAUUUGAUAUUUUUGAGGACUUUGUAUCUCCAGUAACAGCAGCACAGACCUUAUUGCAUUCUGCAUGCAAAAAACGAAAGGAUAUGUUACAAAAAACUAUGCAAUUUUGCGCAGAAGUUCUAACAAGUCCAAACGCUGAUCCACGGCAGAAAGAUGGCGCAUUACAUAUGGUUGGAAGUUUAGCAGACGUUCUGCUUAAAAAGAAACUUUAUAGGGAACAAAUGGAUAAAAUGUUAGUACAGCAUGUGUUUCCCGAAUUUAAUAGUCCACAUGGCCAUAUGCGAGCAAGGGCUUGUUGGGUUUUACAUUAUUUCUCUGAAAUAAAGUUUAAACAAGAACAAAUCUUAGUUGAGGCAAUUAGACUGACAACAAAUGCUCUUUUGACUGAUCAUGAUUUGCCUGUUAAAGUUGAAGCUGCUAUAGCUCUUCAAAUGCUUUUGUGUGCACAAGACAAAGCUCAGAAGUACAUAGAACCACUUAUAAAACAAAUAACUCUCGAAUUAUUAGCUAUUAUAAGAGAAACAGAAAAUGAUGAUUUAACGAGUGUUAUGCAGAAAAUUGUUUGUACAUAUACAGAACAGCUUAUGCCAAUUGCUGUAGAAAUUUGUCAACAUUUGGCUGCCACGUUUAGUCAAGUUCUUGAAACUGAUGAGGGUAGUGAUGAAAAGGCAAUUACUGCAAUGGGUAUUUUAAAUACAAUAGAAACAGUAUUGACAGUGAUGAAAAAUCAACCUCAAAUUAUGGCACAAUUAGAACCAACUGUUUUACAGGUGGUAGCUCAUAUAUUUAGUCAAAGCGUUAUGGAAUUUUAUGAAGAAGCACUUUCAUUAGUCUUUGAUUUAACGGGUAUGACUAUUUCUGAAGAUAUGUGGAAGGUUUUAGAACUCAUAUAUCAGCUUUUCCAAAAAGAUGGUUUUGAUUACUUUACUGAUAUGAUGCCAGCAUUACAUAAUUAUAUCACUGUAGAUACACCAGCAUUUCUAUCAAAUGAAAACUAUAUACUUGCUAUGUUUAAUAUGUGUAAAGCUAUAUUAACUGGUGAUGCUGGUGAAGAUCCAGAGUGUCAUGCUGCAAAAUUAUUAGAAGUUAUUAUUUUACAAUGUAAAGGGCAUAUUGACCAGUGCAUACCUUCACUUGUGCAAUUAGUAUUAGAACGUUUAAUGCGAGAAGUAAAAACAUCUGAAUUAAGAACUAUGUGUCUUCAAGUAGUCAUUGCAGCUUUAUAUUAUAAUCCUGCUUUAUGUCUUGAAACAAUGGACAGAUUACAAGGAAAUCUUGGACAAUCUCCAGAGCCAAUUGCAUCGCAUUUUAUUAAACAAUGGAUUCAUGAUACUGAUUGCUUCCUAGGGUUGCAUGAUCGAAAACUUUGCGUUCUUGGAUUAUGUACCUUGAUUAGUAUGGGUCCUGCUAGACCAACAGCAGUGAACGAAUGUGUUCAACAAAUAAUUCCAUCUCUGAUUUUAUUGUUUGAUGGCCUCAAGAGAGCAUAUGCUGCUAAAGUAGCAGAUGGAGAUGAGGAAGAUAAUGAAGAGGAAGAAAGUGAUAUUGAUGAAGAAGUUUUGUCAUCAGAUGAAGAUGAAAUUGAUGAUGCUAGUCAAGAAUAUCUUGAAAAAUUGCAAGAAAAAGUAACAAGGUCUUCAGGACAGCAUGGUUUUAAUGUCAGUGCAUCCAUUCAAGACGGGCAUGGAGAUCAUAGAUCUGAUGUUGAUGAUGAAGAUGAUUCUGAUUAUGAUGCAAAUGAAGAAACUGCUCUAGAAAGUUAUUGUACACCUUUAGAUUCAGAAGAUACAAAUCAAGAUGAAUAUGUUGUUUUCAAAGAAGUUAUGCAAAAUAUUGAAAGAACUGACUCAACUUGGUAUAGGGCAUUAACGAGUCAUUUAACAGCUGAGGAACAGAAAGCAUUACAAGAGAUUAUAGUUUUAGCAGAUCAACGUAAAGCAGCUUUGGAAAGCAAAAGAAUCGAGCAAAGCGGCGGUUAUGCUUUCCAUUCUCAAACUAUACCCACUUCAUUUAAUUUUGGCGGAACACCUUUAAGUCGAUAAGUAUUUUUAAUUAUUUCUAUUUGUAUUGAAUAAGUAAACAAAUUACAAGGCAUCUGAAUUGGAUACUAAUAGAGUACAUAAUUACUACAUGACCAUUUGGAAGACAUUGUGCAUGUCCUAUCUGCUAUUUUUAUGUACACUGAUAGUAAUUGGACAAAAUUUUAUUCUGAUAUGAUGCUUAAAAUAUAUUUCCAUUAAAUCAUGUAUACACAUGCUAUUGUUUCAUUAGUCGAGACAUUAGUAUGACAUUUUAUUUGUCUAGUGAGUGAUAGUGUAUAAUCUUUUAUAGACAUUCAAUAUAAAAAUAAUUCAAUUGACCUAUUGGAAAAACUGCUAUUUGUCUAGUAAGCUUCUGUACAUACUUUAAUAAAUGAACAUAAUUUUAUUUAAAUCUAUAACUUUUGAAUUAAUAAUAAUUUGAAAAAUAAUAGCUUGCUAGACACAUCAUUUUUACUGAUAGUUACACAUAUUUCUACAGAACAUUUAGUCUAUAUAUUUGUUAAUGAAACUAUGUUAAAUUGUUGGUAUGAAUAUUGGGGGACUGUUUUGACUAUAUGACCAAAAUUGCGUAACCUCAUUUUAUAAUAAUGUCUUUACUUUAUGAAAGCUUUUAUUGUACACAAUAUUGCUCUGCUUGUACAGAUGCUGUUCUUUAAUAAAAAGAAAGUAGAAGGUU